AAUUCAUCCCAAAAUCCAGGUGUGACAACACAUUUUUUUUUGACAGAAUAGGAAAAAAUUAGUUUUUUUUUCUUUUGCCAAGAAAAAAUUAGUUUGGGUUAAACCGCCAUUAGAAAGAAGAUUAAAACAGAGAAGUAGAAAAAAAAAAAAAAAGAAAUACAAUUACAAGGGUUUUUUUUUAACUUGUAAUUUUAAACGGAAUCGAAGGUUGGCGAGGCUUAAAACAAAGGAAGAAAAGAAAAAGAAAAAGAAAAGAAAAGGAAGCGAGAUGUUACUCAUCAAUUUUAAGACUAAACACUUCGAGAUCUAGCAUUUGGCCUCUUUAUUCUUUCAGAUCUGCGCCGUCUUGCUGAUUCGGUCUAUACAUUUUCUUCGACCGUUGUUAGCUUUCCUUUUUUUUUUUUGUUAGAUCCGCGAUGGAUUUCAUGAAGGUCUUCGAUCAGACGGUUCGCGAAAUAAAGAGGGAGGUGAAUCUAAAGGUAUUGAAGGUUCCGGAGAUCGAGCAGAAGGUACUGGAUGCAACAGAUAAUGAACCUUGGGGUCCCCAUGGCACUGCAUUGGCAGAAAUAGCACAGGCCACAAAGAAAUUCACGGAAUGUCAGAUGGUUAUGAAUGUUCUUUGGACAAGACUGGGUGAGACUGGAAAAGACUGGCGCUAUGUCUACAAGGCAUUGGCUGUUAUAGAGUAUUUGAUUUCUCAUGGAUCUGAACGUGCGGUUGAUGACAUAAUAGAACAUACUUUCCAGAUCUCUUCCCUCACAAGUUUUGAAUAUGUUGAGCCAAGUGGGAAAGAUAUGGGAAUCAAUGUCAGGAAGAAAGCCGAAACUAUAGUGGGGCUUUUGAAUAAUAAAGAAAAAAUACAAGAAGCUAGAAAUAAAGCUGCUAAUAACCGUGACAAGUACGUUGGCCUGUCAUCUACUGGCAUUACUUAUAAGUCUGGUGUAUCCUCGUAUGGUAGUGGAGGCUUCAGUGGUGGUGGGGAUAGGUAUGGAGGCCUAAAUAGCACAAGACAAAGUGACAGCUAUAGAGAUGGUUAUAAAGAGAGGGACCGAUAUGGAGAAGAAAAGUUUGAUACAGACACCUAUGUGAAGUCACGUCGAGGGACUGCAAGUGAGAUCCAAGGGAAUUCCUCAAAGGAGUCUAGACAUCAUGGCAGCAAGGAUCCAAAGAAUAAAUUCUCUUCAAAGUUGAGUGAUUCGAACAAAAACAGUCAAAGCACAAGCAACCCUUCAAAUAAUUAUGAAGAUGAUGAUUUUGAUGAUUUCGAUCCCAGGGGAACAUCCAGUUCAAAGCCAGCGGCUGGAAGUUCUAAUCAAGUGGAUUUGUUUGGACCAAGUUUGAUCGACGACCUCUUCAAUGGACCAACAUUGGAAAAGUCUGCCAUGAAUACUGAUUCAGCAGAAGUUGAUCUAUUUGCUGAUGCAACUUUUGUGUCAGCACCAACCAAAACGGCUAGUGAAGCAAGUCCUCAGAUACCGGAACAGGUUGAUCUAUUUGCUUCCCAGCCUGCCAUUACUCCUGGAGCCUCCCCAACUGUUGACCUCUUUGCUACCAUUGAUCCAGUUGUGCAACUGGACACCACGGCAUCAAGCUUUGAGCCAGCAAAUAUUAACAUUGUUGAUCCAUUUGAGGCUGUUCCACUGAACAAUUUUGAUGGAUCUGACAUUUUUGGUUCAUUCACGUCUCAUUCUGAUUCAGCUUCAAAAGAACCAACACAAAAUCCCACUAAUGAUGGAAACCUUAACAACGUGAGCACAAAAUCAUCACAAGACUCUAAAGCUCCUCAAAAGAAGGAUACUUUUCAGGUGAAGUCUGGAAUUUGGGCUGAUUCACUGAGCCGUGGAAUAAUUGAUCUUAAUAUAUCCGCUCCCAAGAAGGUUUCACUGGCAGAUGUCGGCAUCGUUGGCGGACUGAGCGAUGUAGAUGAAAAAGACAAAGGACCUCCAACUUCAUUUUAUAUGGGGAGAGCAAUGGGUGCUGGGUCUGGUCUUGGUAAAACUGGGUUCACAUCUACACAAGCAACUGCUGAAGAUGAUCUAUUCUCAAGCCUUACCAGCCAACAGUAUCAAUCCGGUAGCUUUAAGAAGUAAUUUUGUUCAUUUUCCCUUGGCAUUCUUUUCCCAAUUUGGAAAAAAAAAAUUAUCCAACAUGUUGCCAAUUGAAAGGAUAUAGUUCCGUAUCAUAUGUAUGAAUCAUGAGGGUACAUACUUCAGCGAUAUUCCGCACAAAGUCCUGAAAUCUUUUUUUUAUUGUUGUAAGUUGGUAUUGGGAUUUGAUUCAUGUAACUUGGCGGCAUUAUUGUGGUUCACACCACUUUUGGAGUAA
Molecule: messenger RNA, 2325 nt
Organism: Durio zibethinus
Lineage: Eukaryota; Viridiplantae; Streptophyta; Magnoliopsida; Malvales; Malvaceae
Product: clathrin interactor EPSIN 1-like
Biological process (GO): endocytosis
Cellular component (GO): plasma membrane; clathrin vesicle coat; endosome
Molecular function (GO): clathrin binding; phospholipid binding
Source: RefSeq, a predicted model, not a curated record